This is a messenger RNA of Dromiciops gliroides (monito del monte), 3933 nucleotides long. It is a transcript of the gene SCLY, whose product is annotated as selenocysteine lyase. NCBI's taxonomy places the organism in Eukaryota, Metazoa, Chordata, Mammalia, Microbiotheria, Microbiotheriidae. The transcript has 12 exons. Bases 126 to 1481 code for a protein of 451 amino acids. The record is from RefSeq and is a predicted model, not a curated record.
GCUGGAGCGGUGGUCCUCCGCCAAUCAGCGCGCCCCUCCCCUCCAACUGUCAGCCCAAGCUGGGGAAAGGUCUGGUGGGUGCGCGUGGAGGAGCUCGCCUCGGUCUGGGCACCUGCGGUCCGGACAUGGAGGGAGCGGCGGCGGCCACCGCGGUGAGGACAGGCCCGGGGACCCUGCCUGUCACCGGGGAGAACGGCGGCGGAGAGACCCGGCCCCGAGAGAGAAAAGUUUACAUGGAUUAUAAUGCAACGACUCCUCUGGAGCCAGAGGUCAUCCAGGCAGUGACAGAAGCCAUGCAGGAGGCCUGGGGGAAUCCCAGCAGCUCAUACCUGGCAGGCAGAAAGGCCAAAGACAUGAUCAAUGCAGCCCGAGAAAACCUGGCGAAGAUGGUUGGCGGAAAGCCCCAGGAUAUAAUCUUUACUUCAGGAGGAACAGAGGCAAACAACUUGGUGAUCCAUUCCACCAUGAAACUCUUUCAAGAGAGCCAGCGGUCGAGGGAACGGCCGGCGGAGCAGCAGCACGGCCUGGUCAGCGGGGCCAGGCCGCACUUCAUCACAUGCACCGUGGAGCACGACUCAGUCCGACUGCCCCUGGAACACCUCGUGAGAGAGGGGGCAGCAGAAGUCACCUUUGUCCCUGUGUCUAAGCUGAAUGGUCGGGCAGAAGCUGACGAUGUCCUUGCAGCUGUCCGCCCCACUACCUGUCUUGUGACCAUCAUGCUGGCUAAUAAUGAGACCGGUGUUAUCAUGCCCAUCUCUGAGAUCAGCUGCCGAAUCAAAGCCCUGAACCAGAAGCGGGCAGCUGCCGGGCUGCCAGGCAUUCUUGUGCACACAGACGCAGCCCAGGCUUUGGGGAAGAGGCGCGUGGACGUGCAGGACCUGGGGGUGGAUUACCUAACCAUUGUUGGCCACAAGUUCUAUGGCCCCCGGAUUGGCGCGUUGUACGUGCGAGGCCUGGGCACCGUCACCUCGCUGCGGCCCAUGCUGUUUGGAGGCGGUCAGGAGUGGAACUUCCGACCAGGGACUGAGAACACUCCCAUGAUUGCCGGGCUUGGAAAGGCGGCAGAGCUGGUGAAUAAGAACUGUGACAUUUAUGAGGCCCACAUGAAAAAAAUGCGAGACUACCUGGAGGAGAGAUUACAGGCUGUGUUUGAAAAGAAGAGAAUUCACCUGAACAGUCGGUUCCCAGGCUCCGAUCGUCUCUCCAAUACCUGUAACUUCUCCAUCAGUGGUCCACAUCUGCAAGGCCGGGCGGUGCUGGCUCACUGCAGGAUGCUCCUGGCCAGUGUGGGGGCCGCGUGUCACUCAGACCAGGGCGAUCUACCGUCACCCAUCUUGCUGAACUGUGGCAUCCCUCCUGACGUGGCUCGAAAUGCUGUCCGGCUCAGUGUGGGCCGGAGUACCACCAAGGAAGAGGUGGACCUCGUGGUGGAGGAUCUGAGGCAGGCGGUCACUCAGCUUGAAAAGAGCUCAGCCUCAUAGAAUGAGGAGCAGCUAUCCCCACGGGGAAGGCCGUGGACAAGGAUCGAGGUCCAACUGUAGUGGCCAGUGCUAGUCUGGUUAAUAUGGAAGACUUUAGAAAAUACUUUCUUUAAGAUGGAGGAAGAAAUGUAGGGGAAUAGUAUCUAUGAAUGUCUAUGUUUAUUUUUGCAUCGCUGCCAUACAAAGAUGUGGUCACCGAGACUGAUCUUUGAAGUUGUCAGAGAAGGAUGUGUUCUGUGGCCGCCUUUUCUCAGGGAAAGAAGCCAUGGAAUAUGCGUGUGGGCUUCUCACUAGACUGAUAAGGGCCCCUCUUUGGGGUCUCAGACAGUAAGAAGCCCGGGAGGCUUUUCUAAUGAGGGAAGUGUAACUGAUAGACCCAGAUAAGGAAGUCCCACCAGGUGCGGAUAGAUGUGAAAAUAAGCUGAAGCAAGGAUGCAGCUGAUGCCCCUCACAGGCCAUCCUCUUUGGAGCAGGGGAGGCAGUCAUUUAUUAGAAAGGGAAAAUCAAGGCUUUUCCCUAUUGUCAAACAAUGAGUAGUGAGACACAAAUAAUUGAUUUUUUUCCAAUUUGAAGUCUGUAAAUUCUUAGCUUAGAAUAAAACUCAAAACUUAAGGAAGCUGCUUAGUUAUGGUAAGGUCCAAUUUCAUAGCUGAACAUUAUGUUUUAUUUCUCUUUGUGUUCAAGGUUAUAGAUGCAAUUUUUCAUAGGAAGGUCUUCAAUUUCAGGAAUGCAAUGUUUUAAAACUUUGUAAAUUUGCACUCAGAAAAGAAAAAUAGCUUUAAAUCCAGGGGAAAAGAUGUUUCUCAACAUUUUUGUGUUUAUUCCACCUCUGGGGGUUAGCUGAUGUUUUAACCUUGCUCAGAAUGCCUUUUUCCCUUCCAAGUUCCAUCGAGUCAUAGUUUCUUUUUUUGGUUGGUUUUUUUUGGGGUUUUUUUGCUGGGCAAUGGGGGUUAAGUGACUUGCCCAGGGUCACACAGCUAGUAAGUGCCAAGUGUCUGAGGCUGGAUUUGAACUCAGGUCCUCCUGACUCCAGGGCUGGUGCUCUAUCUACUGUGUCACCUAGCUGCCCCCAGUCAUCUCUUUCCUCUUCCCUGAAGACUGCCCUUCCCUUCCCCAACUUGUUCUGUUCAUUGUAAGCAUCGUUUGCUGUCUGUAUCACUCACCUGAGCCGUGUACUCAUCAGUAAGUGAAUGGAUGAACAAUGAAAACAUUUAUUAAGUGCUAAGUGCUGGGGUUACAAAUAGAAAAGCGUGACUGUCUUUGUACUCAUUCAUUCAUUCAUUCUUCAUUCAAUCCCUUUCCCCUCAUCAAAGCCAACAACUCCUAUGCUUCCGUGGGUGGUUUGUUUGUUUCUUUUUUUUUUUAGUGGGGAAAUGAGGAUUAAGUGACUUGCCCAGGGUCACACAGCUAGUAAGUGUCAAGUGUCUGAGGCCAGAUUUGAACUCAGGUCCUCCAGAAUCCAGGGUCGGUGCUUUAUCCACCAUGUCACCUAGCUGCCCCGGUUUGUUUGUUUCAUGGGUAUGUCUCAAUCAGACUAAGUUCUUGAGGACAAGGCAAGUAAGUGUCUUCUGUUUAGUUUGCAUUUACCCCAGUGCCUGCUCCAGCCCCAGCCCCAGCUUUUUGAAUCAGUCACGAUCUCUCCUGGGGUUGUGUGUUACCUCUGGAAAGGUUCUUACAACUCAUCGUUCUCUUUUGAUAGAGGAGGAGACUGAGGCCAGAGAGAACCCUGCCCUGAAGCAACAGAGCAGCUGUCCCUGUCCAAAUCUGGCCCCUCAUCAGGACACUUGCCUCCAUAUAUAUCUUAAUUCUCAGAAACUGGAAAGGGCUGGAGGAGAAUCAGCCACGUUUCCUUUGUUCAGUGUCCUUUAUCCUCCCCUCUCCAUACCUGUAUUAGAAGACAGAGAGAAGUUCCAUGGGGUGACGUUGUAAGCACAGGGAUUGUUCUUGACACCCUAACAGAUCUUGUAGUCUAGGAAGCUUGAUCCCAGUGAACUCUAGGGAAAUUCUCCCCAAACCCAGAGAAAGAAAGCCAGGUGUUUUCCUUGCAAUUUGUGGACUAACCGGGUUCUACCAGACUUGUCACUUGUGCUGGGUAAGCCCCUGUCACCUCUACUUGCUUCUUGGAACCAUCUGCCACCCAUACUAAUGGCUAGUGGCGAUAGUGAUGUUCUUGGAGGGAGAAGAUGGGGGGGGGCGGAGCAGCAGAGCUAGGUCUGCUCAUGUCCUUGCUCAGGCUUGACCUCAGCUGAUGUGCCUUUAGCCCUGGUCUCUUUUGCGUCUAAGGGUCUGGGCUGACAGUUUAACAUGCACUGUGGGAGAGGGAUCUAAAUAGGAACCAUUUCUAACAGAUUGUUCAUUCCUAUUUUAAUUGUGCCAUCUUUGCUUGAUACUGGUGAAACCAUGGCUUGGUGAUUUUUCUAUUCACUUAAUAAAAUAUUUUAUGCUAAUAUAA